This is a messenger RNA of Alternaria postmessia, 975 nucleotides long. RefSeq lists its product as uncharacterized. The annotation marks the transcript as partial. The transcript is spliced from 3 exons. NCBI's taxonomy places the organism in Eukaryota, Fungi, Ascomycota, Dothideomycetes, Pleosporales, Pleosporaceae. The record is from RefSeq and is a predicted model, not a curated record.
AUGUCUGUGUUCAAGGAAGUGUUUAAUCACCUUGUCCUACCGCCACAGCUUCCUGGCAAACAGGAUGCCAACAUCGAAAGCACUGGUGAUGCCAUUGUUGUCCGAGUCGUUCAUGCUACGGAUACGCUGAGCCGACUCUCUGGCCACGAACACACAUCUCCCUGGCUCGAGAAGCUGUCGCUGACCUCGAAACUUCGCAAACUUGACCAGGAGCAACCGCUUAUCUUGCAUGUCGCAGAACAGAACGCUGCGCUUAUCGUUCGUUACCAUGUCAGAUAUUGCAACAGUGCCCCAACAGAAGCUGUCGUAUUCGAAGCUUUCGAGAUAUCGCCCCCAUCUGCCGAAGUCUUGGCUAGCGAAGGCGCCCUUGUCUGCGAUUUCCCAGACUGCUCGGCCCAGAUACCACUCCAUGAAUUUCAGAAGCCGUCGUUCCAGCACGCGCUAGCUGAAUUUCUGGAAAAGGGCAGCAUGGAGUCCUUGAGAUGCUUCCAGGCGUUCGCGACAAAAUCGCAGACUCCGGUCGUCGAGUCGCGAGAUACAGGAAGUCCGGGGCUCAUAACACACCUUCUCAUACCCUUGCUCGAGUCCAUCGGGCCCUCGGUAGACGAAAGUGUUCCUCGCUUGAGGAAACGAGUCCGUGACGAUGCCAAUAUAGAGACCGCAGAACUGCCGUGGCGAAGAUUGCCUCUCUGGAUGGCAAUACGCGUAGGUAUCCAGAGACAGCUACAGCUCUCGCUAGGAAGCGAGGCUGGAAGAGUUUACUACAAGUUCUUGAUCAUCACUGUGCUUGUUGAGCUUCUGCGCGACUGCCCCGGAGAACUGGCACCUGAGUUGACGUUGAUGCUGCGAGCCAAGGUCUGUCGUCGCCUCGCAAAACUUGAGCAACAGAAGGACAGGUCAUUGGAAGUGCACAGCCAGCUCUCGGACGCUACUGCAGCUUUCUUCGAGGAGAGCGUCAAGCAAGUCACCCAGCUG